GGGAGAAAAACUGAGAGUGAAGCACAUAUAGCAUCGGGAAAUAAACAAUAAAAACAAACAAAAAAGCUAAAGUAACUACGUUUCUACCAAACAUUUUUGCAAAAUAAUUAAAACUUUUAGCAAAUUAGCUUAAAAUUAUGUCUUCUACAAAUGAUUCACAACAAUAUGAAUUUAUAAAACGGGAAGAUGAAUUUAUAAAACGUGAAGACGAAGAAAUGUCUGCAGAUGAGGACUCCGAUAAUCGCCAAAAUCCCAACAAUUAUAUGCUCAGGGAACAGGAUCGUUUCCUGCCCAUAUGUAAUAUAAUAAAAAUCAUGAAAAUUCCUGUUCCCGAAAAUGGUAAAAUUGCCAAAGAUGCCCGGGAGUGUAUUCAGGAAUGUGUUUCGGAGUUUAUUUCAUUCAUCACUUCAGAGGCUAUUGAACGCAGUAUGUCCGAGAAUCGUAAGACGGUGAAUGGUGACGAUUUACUGUAUGCCUUUGCCACAUUGGGCUUUGAUAAUUAUGUAGAGCCAUUGGGUGUAUAUCUACAUAAAUUUAGGGAGGCAACUAAAUGCGAUCGCAAUCUGCUAAGUGAAAAUGCCAUGAUACAAGAUGACUCUUCCAGUGAUAUUCGUAAGACCUGAACCAAAACCUCUUGUCCAUACUUCUGUAUACAAAACAUCACAAAUUAUGUCAAUUUAGUUUUAUUUAUAAGUUCGAAUUUCACAUCAAAAUUCACACCAAUUCAAUUCUAUUCAGUUUUUUAGUUAAGUCAGAAAAAAAGAAAUAUUUAAUUUGGACAAAAAUAUAAUCAGGGACUUGUUGUCUUUCGUUUUGUUUAUUUUUUGUCAUAAUUUACAAUCGAUAUAAGCUAUAAUUUUAAGAAUAUUCACUAAUAAUUUAGUAAGUAUUUUUGUUUUUACAAAUAUUUUGUAUAAGUUCCAUCGAUUCGACUUCAAAUAAAAAACAAACAUAGAAAACAAAUAAAUCUUUAAAAUAUCCUAAA
This is a messenger RNA of Musca domestica (house fly), 985 nucleotides long. RefSeq lists its product as uncharacterized. Gene Ontology annotation, molecular function: RNA polymerase II cis-regulatory region sequence-specific DNA binding; protein heterodimerization activity; DNA-binding transcription activator activity, RNA polymerase II-specific. Lineage: Eukaryota; Metazoa; Arthropoda; Insecta; Diptera; Muscidae. The transcript has 3 exons. The record is from RefSeq and is a predicted model, not a curated record. Gene Ontology annotation, biological process: regulation of transcription by RNA polymerase II. Bases 138 to 623 code for a protein of 161 amino acids. Gene Ontology annotation, cellular component: CCAAT-binding factor complex.